GGCAAGCAGCAAUAGCGUGGAAGAAUAUCACCUCUGACUCAAGAGAGGAGAAUGCAACUAGAAUCCUUACGCAAUCUUGCAAGCAGUGAAAGAUAUGAGAUGGAGAUGCUCUGACCUAGUAAUCAAAACUGACAAUUUGGAGGUAGUUCAAGCUCUCCGCAAAAAUGAGACAACAAAUAAGAAGAUAGACUCAAUAGUUAGAGAGAUCAAAUCUAUUGCAAGUAGUUUUCAAUAUGUUUCUUGUAUUAAGGCUAGAAAGGGUUAACAAUUCCUCUUUUCUUUAUUGUUUUACCCAUUGUCAAAAAAUAAAAAAAGUCCAAGUCCACAAAGUCUGCAAAACGUAUUUUCAACUUUCAGUGACAAUAAUCUCUCUCUUGGGCAGUUGAGCCACCAAUGGCUCUGAAGAAGCAGAACAACUUCUGCUACUUUUAUUUCUGCUGCUGUAUGAUAUCUUCUUAUGCAGUUACAGACACCUUAAAACAAAGCUAUCAGCUUAACAACGGUGAGUUUUUAGUUUCAGCAGGAAAAGUCUUCACAUUAGGAUUCAUCAACCCAGAAGGCAAGCAGACAAUUGGAUACUUUAACCCAGAAAAUACACAGAUUAGCUACAUCGGAAUCUGGUACACUUAUGAUGUAGCUAAAAGACCAGUGUGGAUUGCCAACCGAAACAAACCCGUCUCUAAGAUUUCUGGAGCACUUAAAAUUGAAAAGAAUGGUGAUUUGAAGAUCUUAGACAAAGAUUUGACACACAUGAUAUUCAAAUCCGGUGGAGGAGUUGCCAGAAGAGUUGCUGUGCUCACAGAUACCGGCAACUUUGUAUUACGAGAAAUGAAUUCAGAUGGCUCGGCAGGACACGAAAUCUUAUGGCAGAGCUUUGAUUAUCCAACUGAAACACUUCUUCUGGGGAUGAGACUAGGCUUCAACCUCAAAAGAGGGCAAAAUUGGUCUUUGACUUCAUGGGUAAGUGAUGAGUUACCUGCAACAGGAGCUUUCACACUUGGAGUAGACCCUAAUGGUACCAGCCAGUUGAUCAUGUGGAAAAGAGGGGAAAUUCAAUGGAGGAGUGGAGUUUGGAAAAAUGGAAAAUUUCCAAAUCUCAAAGACUACUUGUAUAAGUUUGAUUAUGUCUCAAAUGAUGAUGAAACAUACUUCACUUUGUCUGCAGAGAAUACCUGGUGGGACAAUAGUUUCCCUAUGUAUCAGAUAGAUCAGAAAGGAGAAGUACUUAAUUUUCAGCGUUCGACAUCGAAAGGAUCACAAUCAUCUUUGACCAGUAUUGUUGACUGUAAAAGACACAAAAAUUACCAAGCAGGGUGUGUGGAGCAGAAGCUGCCAGGAUGCCGGAUCGAUAGCUGGUUCGACAGCAGCAGGGGUUAUGCGCUAUCUGAAGGGUUCAAGUAUGACAAUGGAAACCAACUAUUGGGUAUGGUUGAUUGUGAAGAUAAAUGCUUUUACAACUGCUCUUGUGUUGCUUAUACUUUUAUCUACCCCAAUCAGACCGGGUGUGAGCUUUGGAGUAAUCUUACACAGUUGAGAGAAGAUGGAUAUGCUUCUCCGAGGACGUUGUAUUUUCGAAGACACAGUUUCAGAGACAGAAAGAGAUCAUUGUGGUGGAUGUGGCUUAUAGUAGCAACAGGUAGCUUUCUUGUGCUCCUCUCAAUAGGAUGGUUAGCCAAGAGGACAUUGCACAAACUAGCACGAUUUUUUUACCUGCUAGGUUAUGUUGUACAGCAACGCCUCACAACAUGUCUCACAAAGUUAUAUGAUCGCCUUCAGAGCAGCAUCGAAACAGCUGGAGCAAGCCAGACUGAGGAGAGGAUGUCACUUACUGGUCUAGGUUCCAGUGCUGGACACUCUAAAAGACUUCAAAGAAAAAGAAAGCUCACAAUUGGCAAGAGAAACCAUGGAAUACAAGUGUUCAGUUUCGGAAGCAUGGUUCAAGCAACUGAUAACUUCUCAUCUUCAAAUAAGAUUGGACGAGGUGGAUACGGGAUAGUCUACAAGGGGAUAUUAGCUAAUAAUCAAGAAAUAGCAAUAAAGAGGCUUUCAAAAACAUCAAAGCAAGGUAGAUUGGAGUUCAUGAAUGAAGUUAAGCUCGUUGCCAAAUUACAACACACCAAUCUCGUUAAGCUCAUUGGGUACUGCAUUGAGCAAGGAGAGAAGAUGGUUGUCUAUGAAUACAUGCAUAACAAAAGCUUAGAUUAUUUCCUAAAUGAUCGAGGCAGAAACCUGCUCCUUGAUUGGAAGAAGCGUUUCAAAAUCGUCGAGGGGGUAGCUCAAGGACUCCUAUACCUUCACAAAUAUUCAAGAUUGAAGAUAAUUCACAGAGACUUGAAAACAGGAAACAUAUUACUAGACCAGGAAAUGAAUCCAAAAAUCUCGGAUUUCGGAAUGGCGAGACUCUUUCGGCAUGAUGAAUCAGGAGCAAAUACCCUAAGAGUUGUUGGGACACUCGGUUAUAUGCCUCCAGAAUAUGCAAUGGACGGAUAUUUUUCAAUCAAGUCCGAUGUUUUCAGCUUUGGGGUAUUAUUGUUAGAGAUAAUCAGCAGUAAGAAGAACAAUGAAUCUUACAGCUCAGACCGCUCACUCAACCUUAUUGGAUAUGCAUGGGAGUUGUGGACAGAGAACAGAAGCUCCGAGCUGAUUGACAAAACCUCGAUUUUGAACAAUAAUGACCAUGAAGAAGCAAUGAAGUGCAUCAAUGUCGGUCUCUUAUGCGUGCAAGAAAACCCAGAAGAUAGACCCACCAUGGCAACUGUCGUAACCAUGAUCGCUAGUGAGGAUAAUCAACUCCCUAAACCAAACAAACCUGCAUUUUUUAUAGACAAAGGUUUAACAAAGGCAGAGCAUCCCCAAUAUGAUCUAGAGCAGGGUUCCUUGAAUGAUGCAUCAAUUUCGGAUAUGGAAGCUCGGUAACACUAUGCCAUUCUACAACAUUACUUUGAUUAUUAUUAGUCAAAAAUUACCCGAGUGACCAAGUGCUUGAGAUGGUUGUAUGAGCAUCCUCUAUUAUUAUUACUACAAUACCAAUAUCGUGACAUGCAUUAUGCAUCCUAAAGGCAAACUUUCAAUGUCUCACAAUAAAUUAAGUUGAGAUUGUCAUUUCAGCUAAACUAGUUGGUUGCCUUAUCCUUCCAUUACACCUUAAUACCUUAUUUUCA
Beta vulgaris subsp. vulgaris (sugar beet) is the source of this 3161-nucleotide messenger RNA. RefSeq names its product G-type lectin S-receptor-like serine/threonine-protein kinase At1g67520. The transcript has 7 exons. The record is from RefSeq and is a predicted model, not a curated record. Bases 394 to 2916 code for a protein of 840 amino acids. NCBI's taxonomy places the organism in Eukaryota, Viridiplantae, Streptophyta, Magnoliopsida, Caryophyllales, Amaranthaceae. Gene Ontology annotation, biological process: protein phosphorylation. Gene Ontology annotation, molecular function: ATP binding; protein serine/threonine kinase activity.